Molecule: messenger RNA, 1158 nt
Organism: Sphenostylis stenocarpa
Lineage: Eukaryota; Viridiplantae; Streptophyta; Magnoliopsida; Fabales; Fabaceae
Source: the annotation of a GenBank genome assembly
AUGCAGAGUCUCCAGAAACUGGAUUUGUCUGCUAAUGAGUUCAGUUGUGAGAUACCAUCCGGGUUCAGCAAGUUGAAGAACUUAACAUAUCUGAAUUUGUCCAAUCUCUCAGGACCCCUUGAUCCCUCCCUCAUACGACUUCACAACCUAUCAAUCAUUCGUCUUGAUCAAAACAAUUUAUCAUCCCCCGUGCCAGAAACCUUUGCUAAUUUUUCAAAACUAACAACCCUUCACCUUAGUUCUUGUGAAUUGACAGGAAUAUUUCCGGAGAAGAUCUUUCAGGUAGCAACAUUGUCCGAAAUAGACUUAUCAUUUAAUCCUUAUCUUAAUGGAUCCUUGCCUGAAUUACCUCUGAAUGGUCCUCUUCAGACACUGAUUGUAAGUGGCACAGGUUUCUCAGGAUCAAUACCAGCUUCUGUAAAUAAUCUUUGGCAGUUAUCCAUUAUAGAUCUUUCUCAUUGUCAUUUUAAUGGAAGACUACCCAGUUCAAUUUCAAGACUCAGGGAACUCACUUAUCUGGAUUUGUCAUUUAAUAACUUCACCGGUCCGAUUCCAUCCUUGAAUAUGUCCUUGAAUCUUAUACAUUUAGACCUCUCACACAAUUAUUUCACAGGUUCAAUCGCAUCUAUUCAUUUGGACGGCCUAAAAUAUCUGCUCCAAAUUGAUUUGCAGGGCAAUUUCUUCAAUGGAAGUCUCCCAUCCACUCUUUUUUUUCUCCCAUUGCUACGAAGUAUACGGCUUUCGAACAACAAUUUUCAGGGUCAGCUGAAUCAUGUUUCAAAUAUCUCUCACUCCAUGUUAGAGAUCCUUGAUUUAAGUUGUAACGAUUUAGAAGGGUCCAUUCCUACAUAUAUUUUUUAUCUCAGAUCACUGAGUGUCCUCAAAUUAUCUUCAAAUAAUUUAAAUGGCACAUUGAAGUUAGAUUUAAUUCAGAGACUUGAAAAUCUAACUACUUUAGCUUUUUCGCACAACAACUUUUCAGUAGACACAAAUCUUAGUGAUGUAGGCUUUAUGUCUUCCUUCCACAAGAUGAGGAGAGUUGAGUUGGCUUCCUGCUCUCUAAUAGAAGUCCCAACUUUCUUAAGAAACCAAUCCAAUAUAACGACUAUAGACCUGUCAAGCAACCAUAUUCGAGGAUCUAUACCAACAUGGAUAUGA